GCCGAAGAUAAAAAGGAAUGACGUCAAACUGGAUGAAAAUACGCAGUGCACAGAGAAAACUAGGAAUAGAUAAAGGGAUAUUGUGAAUAACAUUUCCGAAGUGGCAUCCGAUAAAUUAGGGUGAAUCCGCACGAACGUCGGGUUACAUUUCAACCUUGGAUAGGGCUUUGACUAAAGGCUCAUAUCGGGUGAUUUACGGACAGUUUGGAGUUUACCUCUAGCCGCUAUAACGCGAGUGCAGUCAGGUUCGUGCAUCUGGGUAAAGAAAGCGGCAACGAGACGGAGAGAGCGCUGCCGGAUCAUUGCAUAAUACGUGUGUGAUUCCUGACUCUCCCGGCAUAGCAACAUUGCCUGAACAAAUGGCAUGAGUUUGGGCCGGGGCUAUCUGUUUUGACCAACCAGUAGCAGAUGGGGCAGUGUUUGGAGCCCUUUUUUGAAAACAAUCAUUCUUUUUGUCUAAAUGGAUGGUAGACAUAUUAAUCAAAGGUCCACAUGCUGUGAAAAUAAUCUGUGAUAGUGCACCAGUGACAUUUCCUCAUAUAUUCAAAGAGACAUUUGUGAGUUGUUUUUUAAAUACACCAUGUUCAAAUGUUUGGGAUGCAAAAAAAGCAACAAAUCAGUGGAGACCAACAGUGUGCCUGAACCUGUUACAUUCAGUGUACACCCUGCUGUCAGGGAGUUCAUCCUCAAGAAAGGACAUAUUUCCUCUAUUAAAGACCAGAUGAGCUCACACUUCUGCCAAAUAAACAUGGAAAAAUCUAUAGUUUUUCUCAGUCCUGAUCCAGUGUUACUGAAACAGAAAGGAGUUACUAGAGAACACAUUGAUGGCUGGAGUAAGAAUGCCAUUGAUGCCUUCAAGAAAAUCAUCUCAAACUAUACAACAACUGAUUGGCCUGUGUCACACCCCUUGUGGUCUAAAGUGGAGAGUGAUGUUAAGGAAGUAGUAAAAGAUCAGGUUUUUACAUAUUUGGAUGCCUCUAAAGAGGUCCUGACAUUGGCAGGAAUGACCCAUGAGAUAACUGGACUAAAACCCAUAAUGGAGAAAAUUUUAGAGAGAGCAACAAAUCAAAUGGAGAGAGAGAAGAACAGUGUGACAGAGUACAUGAAGAUUUCUCCUGCAAUGUACUUGCUGCUUGAACUAGAUGGCCUGAAAAAUGCUUUAGCUGUUUCUCCAGAACUGCACACUGACUACAACAAAAAGAUGAACAGACUAGUUUUAUCAGGGCUUCAUACAGAAAUUUGCAUGUUCAAGAAUUGGGUCCUUCAGAAGCAAAUAAAUAGGAAAAAGAAGUCGAUACAGACUGAACAUUCAAUCCUGGAGUUCCUGAAAUCAGUGGACUGUGGUGAAAUGUCCAGAGAUCUCUUCAUAUCUAAUGGAAUAACUGCUGUCUACACAAUUGAAAAUGGAGAUGUUGUUGUGAUAGGGAGCACAGAAAGAGCACUUAAUGAGGCAGAGAGUAUGAUAAAUACAAAUCUCACAACCAAAGACCUCAUUGUAGAAGAUCAGGGUGUCCUUCAAAUGCCAGAGUGGCUGGAUCUCAAAAAACAUUUGCAGGAAUUGUUCAGUACAUCCAAAAAGUCAUCUGUGAUUAUACAUUUAUCUAAAGAGAUAGACAAAGUAAUGGUGACUGGAUUCAGAGAACCAGUGAUGAAGGUCAGUCAGGACUUAGGAGACUUCAUUGAGAAACACACAAGAAUUGAAGAAACCGUUCGUGUCAAAUCACAUGCUGCAGUUGAAUUAAUAAAAGACAGAAAAUCACACUGGCAGCAUUUUACAAAAUCUGAUAAGGUGAAAGUAAGUUUUGAUUCAAAGAGACUCUGGAUCAAACUGUCUGGAGAGCGUACAUUUGUCCAGCCAGCUGUGACUUUCUUUAAAACAUUGGCAGAUGGUCUCUACACGGACACACUAAUCAUUAAAAAGACAGGAGCAAAGAAGUACUUCAUGGAGCAGGGUAAAAUUAUGCUCUCAAUGUUUGCGGGGAACAAUGGAUUUGUGGCAGUACUCCAGGAAGAUACCAUGCCAGAAGAGGAGAAGGAUAAUUUUUCCCAAGGGCCUCUCGGCAGAGUCUCCAGCUCCUGUUUUAAGGUGUAUACUUUGAAAAUAGGUCAUCUGACCCUGGAGGUUUCAUCAGGGGAUAUAACCCAAGAAAAAACUGAUGCAAUUGUCAACUCCUCAAAUCAGACAUUUUCCUUAAAAUCAGGGGUAUCCAAGGCGAUUUUAGAUGGUGCUGGAUUGCAAGUAGAACAGGAAUUAUCACAAAUGGCUAGAGAUACAAAUUAUCAACUAACAGAGAUUGUGACCUCAUCUGGUGAUCUCCCAUGUAAAGAAAUCAUUCACAUUGUUGGAUCUAAUAAACCAUCUGAUAUUCAGCAAAAAGUUUUGUCUGUUCUGAAGUUAUGUGAGAAGCACAGAUUUACCUCUGUUGCCUUCCCAGCUCUAGGCACAGGUCAAGGGGGAGCUAAUUCAUCUGAUGUUGCAGAUGCAAUGAUCAAUGCAGUUGUUGAAUUUGCAAAUAUAAAUGAACAUGUUCAUGUCAGAAAUGUGGAGUUCCUUAUAUUCAACACAAGUACGUUGGCUGAUUUCCAUCAAAGCAUGCUCAAAUGUAAGCCAAAGAAGAGCAUUAUUGGCAAAAUUAAAGGUAAAAACAUUUUGUUUGAAGAAAUCGAGCCAGUUAUGUUUCAGCUAUGUGGAGAGACACUAGAGGAUUUGAGCAAGGCCAGUGCCCUGAUCAACAGCUUGAUUAACAAGGAAAAUAUGCACAUCACAAUCUGUGAUCCAGCUAUUGCUCAUUUCAGCAAAGAGGAAUUAGAAAUGCUGAGCAAAAUGGAAAAAGAGCUCAAAGUAAGUGUCAUACCUGAGAAGAAAGGACAAGACUCUGUUAUCACAUUAAAGGGCCUGACAGGAUUCGUUCAAAAUGCAGAGAGUCGUAUUCGGGAUAUUAUCCGCAAAGUGGAAAGGAAUGAAAACAGAAAAAGGCUGGCAAAUCUGACCAGCAGUAUAGUUGAGUGGCAAUAUCAGAGUGGUCACAACUUUAAAGCAUUUGAUAUUUUCACUAAUUUCGACUUGGAAGAAGCCUUCAAACUUCAAACAACUUCUGUGCUAAUCAAGAUUGACAGCGAAGUGUAUGAUGCAGACAUAGUUCGCAAAGUGGCCACAAAGGGAAGAAAACAAACUGAGCUAAAGAGAGUAGAACUGAAAGCUCAAAAUUCCUUGCCUUCACACUGGGAAGACGUGAAAGGACAGUUAGUUGUUCUUGUGAAAGUCACAGCAGGCUCAAAGGAAUAUGCAGAUGUAGAAAAGGAGUUCAAAAAAACUGGACUAUCCAGCAGUAUCAUUGAAAUUGAAAGAGUUCAGAACAGCGCACUUUGGAGAAACUACAUGAUCAAAAAGGAGGAACUGGAAGACAAAAACAAGCACAAAAACAAUGAAAAGCUUCUCUUCCAUGGAACUGGCCCUGAUACGACAGAUCAGAUCAACAAUCAUGGCUUCAAUCGCAGCUUUGCUGGCAUGCAUGGAGCUUUAUAUGGGAAUGGUACAUAUUUUGCUGUGGACCCGAGUUACUCAUCCAAAGGCUACUCUAAACCUGAUAACAAAGGACAUAAACGCAUGUACCUCGCCAGGGUGCUCGUUGGUGACUUUACUCAAGGAACAAAAGGCCUUCCUACUCCUCCAAAAAAGAGUUCACAAGGUGUUCAUCUUUAUGACAGUGUGACUGAUAACAUGAACAACCCAACCAUGUUUGUGAUCUUCAAUGAUGUACAGGCUUACCCAGAAUACUUAAUCACAUUCCGGGAUAAAUGAAAUUUUACAGUUCAAUUCAAUCAGUUUUGAGUUGAAUUCCUGUGCAUUAUUGCCGUGCAGUUACAAUCUAUUUUUAUUUAACUUUCUGUGAUGGGCAGAAGGGCAGCUUUUCAGUGAAACUAUGUACUGUAAUUGAUCAAAGGAGAAGUUCACUUCCAGAGCAAAAAUGUACAGAUAAUUUACUCACCCCCUUGUCAUCCAAGAUGUUCAUGUCUUUCUUUCUUCAGUCGAUAAGAAAUUAUGUUUUU
Labeo rohita (rohu) is the source of this 4050-nucleotide messenger RNA. RefSeq names its product protein mono-ADP-ribosyltransferase PARP14-like. Gene Ontology annotation, biological process: negative regulation of gene expression. The transcript is spliced from 12 exons. The record is from RefSeq and is a predicted model, not a curated record. Gene Ontology annotation, cellular component: cytoplasm; nucleus. NCBI's taxonomy places the organism in Eukaryota, Metazoa, Chordata, Actinopteri, Cypriniformes, Cyprinidae. The coding region runs from base 581 to 3802 and encodes 1073 amino acids. Gene Ontology annotation, molecular function: NAD+ poly-ADP-ribosyltransferase activity; transcription corepressor activity.